CCCGCGGAGGAGCAGGCGCGCUGCGGCCCCGAGGGAGGGCACCGUGGAGCAUCGCCGGUCCUAGAGCGGCCGUCUUAAGCCGGCAGGUGCGCCGCAGCUUCCCUCACGCCCAGCCUCCGAGGGCGACGACGCGCGCUCCACAGACUCUGUGCCGCGGCCAAGGCGCCCUCCAACUCCCGCGCGGCAGCCGAAGGACGCGCUAUGAAGUCUUACACACCAUAUUUCAUGCUCCUGUGGAGUGCUGUUGGAAUAGCAAGGGCUGCUAAAAUCAUCAUUGUGCCGCCAAUUAUGUUUGAAAGCCAUUUGUACAUUUUCAAGACGUUAGCAUCAGCCUUGCACGAGAGAGGCCAUCACACUGUGUUCCUCCUCUCAGAAGGCAGAGACAUUGCCCCAUCUAAUCACUACAGCCUCCAGCGAUACCCAGGGAUCUUCAACAGUACCACCUCAGAUGCUUUCCUGCAGUCUAAAAUGCGGAAUAUUUUCUCUGGGAGAUUGACAGCAGUUGAACUGGUUGACAUACUGGAUCACUAUACUAAGAAUUGUGACAUGAUGGUUGGCAACCAAGUCCUAAUCCAGGGUUUGAAAAAAGAAAAGUUUGACCUACUACUGGUUGACCCCAAUGAUAUGUGUGGAUUUGUGAUCGCUCAUCUUUUAGGCGUUAAAUAUGCUGUAUUUUCUACUGGCCUUUGGUAUCCUGCUGAAGUAGGAGCGCCUGCUCCUUUAGCUUAUGUCCCAGAGUUUAACUCACUUCUCACAGACCGCAUGAACUUCCUGGAAAGGAUGAAAAAUACUGGCGUUUACCUCAUAUCCAGAAUGGGGGUUAGCUUUCUGGUUCUUCCGAAAUAUGAGAGGAUAAUGCAGAAGUACAACCUGCUGCCUGCAAAGUCUAUGUAUGACUUGGUUCAUGGAUCCAGCCUAUGGAUGUUGUGUACUGACAUAGCACUGGAGUUUCCAAGACCCACCCUGCCUAACGUUGUAUAUGUUGGAGGAAUCCUAACAAAGCCGGCCAGCCCAUUGCCAGAAGAUCUGCAGAGGUGGGUAAAUGGUGCUCAGGAACAUGGCUUUGUCCUGGUGUCUUUUGGAGCUGGUGUCAAGUAUUUGUCAGAAGACAUUGCUAACAAACUGGCAGGAGCUCUGGGGAGACUGCCUCAAAAAGUGAUUUGGAGAUUUUCUGGAACCAAACCAAAGAACCUAGGAAACAACACUAAGCUUAUAGAAUGGUUGCCUCAAAAUGACCUGCUUGGUCAUUCAAACAUCAGAGCCUUCCUAAGCCAUGGUGGUUUGAACAGUAUAUUUGAAACCAUGUAUCAUGGUGUCCCUGUAGUGGGAAUUCCGCUUUUUGGAGACCAUUAUGAUACUAUGACUAGAGUACAGGCAAAAGGCAUGGGGAUUUUAUUAGAAUGGAAUACGGUUACUGAAGGAGAACUGUAUGAUGCACUGGUGAAAGUUAUCAAUAAUCCCAGUUAUCGGCAGAGGGCUCAGAAGUUAUCGGAAAUUCAUAAGGAUCAACCUGGCCACCCUGUCAAUCGGACUACCUAUUGGAUAGACUACAUUCUUCGCCAUGAUGGAGCCCAUCACCUCCGUUCAGCUGUCCAUCAGAUCUCUUUCUGUCAGUAUUUUCUACUGGAUAUUGCCUUUGUGCUUCUGCUUGGUGCUACCUCGCUCUACUUCAUAUUGUCCUAUGUGACAAAAUUUAUCUAUAGAAAAGUCAAAUGUCUAUGGUCUAGAAAUAAGCAUAGCACAGUUAAUGGACAUUACCAAAAUGGAAUCCCCAAUGGCAAAUACAAAGGAAAUGGUCAUAUUAAACAUGAAAAGAAGGUAAAAUGAGUGGACAGCCCAGGCAAUGGGAUCAGGUUUGUAGUGCUAUGCUUUAGUCUAACAGCUACUAAAAGUAAAUGUCAGCAAACAAUCCUAACACGCCCCCAUCAGACCUUAUUAAUGAAAUUCCAUGGAUAAAAUGUCUGUAAAGAGCACAACCCUAAAUGCAGAAAUGUAUUUUAUUCUAAUACUGAUGCAGAAAGUUGGCAGUGAACCAUUUAGAAGCCUUAAUUAUUUAAAUCAAUUACGUGAUUGCGUCAGACCUUAGUUUUAAAUGUUAUGUAUGGAUUACAGGUGAGGGAUGGUGUUUUCUCUUGAUAAGAUGUGUGUUUGUUUCCUGUGUCAUUGAGUUUUAGAUUCUAUUUGUAUUUAGCUUGUAACAGUAUUUCAAAGACUGUUUCCUAAACUCUGUGUAAAGAGGCAAGUGAAAAGAUGGCUGGCACAAUUUUUGUAUUUUUGUUUAUUAGAGACAUUUUUAUUUGUUUCUUUUGUAUAUGCUUUUUUCUUAAUAACUGUGGAUACUUGUGAAGAAAAACAUGUAAUGAAGUAAAUGAGUGAAAAGGUUUUCAGAUUUUGCUAAUAUUUUUCUCCUAUCAAUAUUUUUUCUCUGGAAGAAUUUUCUAAUUAGAACAGAGCAACAAAGCUCUUACUUUUGCUAAAAGUGCUGAAGAUGAUUGCUCAAAUAGUGCUUGGAAGCAGAGCCAUGUAUAAAUGCUUAUGGAACUUGGAUCUUCCAUAAUUUGAGUUUUGAACAUUCAGGUAUCACUUCUAAAAUUUUAACUUUAAAAAUAAUCACCUCUCACUCAUUUUAUUAACUGGGUCACAAUAUAGUACAUAGGUGCCAACAUAUAAUUCUUUUAAGCAAAACAUUUGCGAUUAUCCUCCUUGAUACCUGCUUUGGCUGCAGGAGUUUGAGGUUUGUUAGCAAAUAAGAUUUUACAUGCUGCACAGAAGUGACAGAAAUUGUACCACCCGUUUGUGCAUGAGUUCCCAUUCCCUUCUCACUACAUCAGCACAACUCAGUAGCCUUUUUGGUCAUUGUUCUUGAGAUGGGACAGUGACAGUAUCUAUUUGGAACAGGUAGACAAGUCACAACUUUCAUAAAUUCAGGACCUCCCUGUUGAACCACUAACUAAAUGGCGACUGUAAGCUUAUUCUAUGUCACUCUGUUUACUGAGCAUUUGCACUACACAUGCGGAGUGUAUGCUUUAUUUAUUUGUGUUUGGAAAUCCCAUAUUUGACAUUUGAGAGUAAAGAAGUGAAAUAUUUACUUAAUGUCACUCACUAACAUGGCAGAGUUGUGAAAAAUCUAGAAUGCUGUAAAUCCUUGUCAUACACUGUGACAUACAACUUCGUGACACUCCCACUAGGAGCCAGUCUCAUAUACUUAGAUUUAAUGUCAAUAGUUUUUUAAUGCACAAUGCGUCCAGCAUACUGCUUUCUGAAUACUUGAAAUGGUAUCUAUACAAACCUGUUAGUUACACCUUUUCACAAUCUUAUCACAAUGUUGCCGUUCAAAAAGGAAAAUGAUGAGGCAAUGAAUGGUGGGAUGGUUAACAGAGCAUAGAGUGUAUGAACCAGUUGAUUUUACUUUUGGCAUUUGAUAAAGUUGACAUAGGCACUAACUGGAUGAUUAAGCAUAAGUUAAUUUCCACUGUGAUUUCAAAAAAAAAAAAACUUAAAACAAUAAACAAAGUUGAAAAUAGAGAAAUGUUGUUGGAAUAAAAUUUUUAUUCAGAUUUUAUUUCACAGUAUUAUAUAAAGGUAUAUUUAAAUUAUAAACAUGUUUCUAAGGCCUCCGAACUUUUAUAUGUAUAUAUGAAUGUGAAAACAAUGUAUUAAAUGUGAGAACAUAUUUAAUAAAAAUUAAAUGCAGGGAUUUAUCCUUUUAAGUACAUCAACAUGGAUCUUUAAAUUAUAUCCAAGAAUUAAGAAUGUUAAGUAC
Molecule: messenger RNA, 3763 nt
Organism: Grammomys surdaster
Lineage: Eukaryota; Metazoa; Chordata; Mammalia; Rodentia; Muridae
Gene: Ugt8
Product: UDP glycosyltransferase 8
Exons: 6
Coding region: 202-1827 (541 amino acids)
Molecular function (GO): UDP-glycosyltransferase activity
Source: RefSeq, a predicted model, not a curated record